Molecule: messenger RNA, 321 nt
Organism: Cooperia oncophora
Lineage: Eukaryota; Metazoa; Nematoda; Chromadorea; Rhabditida; Trichostrongylidae
Source: the annotation of a GenBank genome assembly
AUGGAUCAGGAACUUCGUAACUAUGCAUGCGGACGAGCAUGCCGUAUUGGUCGAUACCGACUGCGUGCAAUACCCACACACCAGCUCUUGAACCUCUCCCAUCAAGUGACGACGAAACCAAAUGAGACUGUGGAAUCAUUACACCUACUCAUGAAUGAGCUGAUUCAGGUGAGUCGAUGGUCGCCUCCAGUUCGGAAAUGGGUAGUGACUGCGAUCGGUCUCUCAGCCAUCCCCUUUAUCAUUCAUCCGAUUGACGCUGCUGUGGAAGUUGGCAUGAACAGAACAAUUCGUCAGCUUUACAACCAGGAAGAUCAAAGUUAG